Molecule: messenger RNA, 2064 nt
Organism: Serpula lacrymans var. lacrymans S7.9
Lineage: Eukaryota; Fungi; Basidiomycota; Agaricomycetes; Boletales; Serpulaceae
Exons: 17
Coding region: 156-1928 (590 amino acids)
Source: RefSeq, a predicted model, not a curated record
GACACGGUACAUUGAAGAACACUAUCAUUACCCGCCCGGCCGUGGCUUGAUAUAUAGUUGGCUUCACUAGUACUACAAGUGUUACAGCACUUGUGAGUUACUUCGCCGCAUAAAUUGACCGUCUUUUAGGCUACCGUGACUGAGGAGGUAUACCUAUGGUUUUCAUUAUCAACGCCUUUCAACCCACACGGGAGAGUAUACCCCCACCAAACGUGAGCUACCAGCAGAAACAGACUAGCGGACUUCCUACUCACUUACACCCCCUUAACCCAUUCCCAUUUAUCCUUCGUGCUGCCACCGUAUACCCCGACAAAUUAGCUCUCGCACACCCCGAUGUGGAAUACCCCACCUUCUUCACAUAUCGUAUAUGGGCUCAGCGCAUUCAGAAUCUGGCAUACGCCCUUAUCGAGGCCGGCAUCCAACCAGGUGAUCGUGUAGCAGUGCUGGCACCCAAUUCACCUAUGAUCGCAGAUGCACACUAUGGAAUUCUUGCCGCUCGCGCAAUUAUCACUCCAAUAAACACCCGUCUCACUCCUCCGGAGGUGGCCUAUAUACUAGAACAUUCCGGCUCUAAACUUUUGUUGAUCGAUAGAGGACUCAUGCAACUGGUGCAAGGACUCAAGAUCCCUUUCAUUGUUAACAACGACACUGGGAGAAUCGGUGACCCAUAUGAAGAUUUCCUUAGUGCUGGGCGAAGAUUCAGUGCUGAAAAAGGCUGGGCAGGGUUAGAUGUGGAACUUGACGAGGGUGCUGGAGCGGUUUUGUGCUACACUUCAGGAACAACAGGUCGACCAAAAGGUGUACUCACAACCUUGAGGGGUUCUUAUCUUGCAGCCAUUGCCAACGUAGUGGAGGGACAGAUUAGCAAGGAUUCGACAUAUUUAUGGUGGGCCUCAAGCCUUGCUUAUCCUCAUCCGUUAUCUGAAGGCAAUGUCCUACUCAAUAACAGGAUCCUUCCCAUGUUUCAUGCCGCAGGAUGGACGUUCCCAUGGGCUAAUGUAUUUGCCUUCGCUACUCAGAUAACGAUGCGGACAGUAGACUACUCUCAGAUCUGGAAACAUUUUCUCAAUUCUGGAGUGACCCACUAUUGCGGUGCACCCACUGUCCAGAUCGGCAUAGUCAAUAAUCCAGCAGCGAGACCACUGCCGCGAUCGAUAUCAGCUAUCAUUGCUGGCGCAGCGCCUACUGCUCAUCUCAUCGGCGAAUUAGAAAAAAAAGGCAUUCAGCCCGUACAUGUAUAUGGCUUGACGUAUACUUACGGCCCUUUUACUCGGUGCUAUGAUCAACCUUCCUGGGCUUUGCUUUCUCUAGAAGAACGUGCCAAGCUCAUGGCUCGCCAAGGCCAAAGUUUUGCCACUGCCCAAGAAGUACGCGUCGUAUAUCCUCCGAAGUCCGAGGACGACCAAGAAGUCGUAGAUGUUCCCAAGGACGGGAAGACGGUCGGCGAAGUGGCAACUAGAGGAAACAUAGUCAUGAAAGAGUAUUUCCGCGACCCGGAGGCUACGAGGAAGGCUUUCAGAGGAGGCUACUUCCAUAGUGGUGACCUUGCAGUGAUGCAUCCCGAUGGGGUGAUAGCUAUCAUGGACAGAAGCAAGGAUAUCAUCAUUUCUGGGGGAGAGAAUGCCUCGAGUCUCGCCAUAGAGCAAGAGCUCGCUAGUCAUCCGCACGUGCUGGAAGUGUCAGUAGUAGCGCGGUCACACGUCAAAUGGGGCGAACGGCCAAUGGCUUUUGUAACACUGCGUCAGGAACAUGUGUCUGCUUGGAAAGGCAAGCACAAUGUUUUUGGUGACGAGCUGAAGCGAUAUGCAAGGACGCGUUUGCCCGGUUUUGCAUGUCCUGAAUGGGUUGAAGUUGUCGAAGAGUUGCCUAAAACCUCGACGGGCAAGAUUUUAAAGACGAAUCUGCGUACGAUAGCUGCCAAGCUCUAGAUCCUAGAUCUUUUGUUGUGUUUACAACUGGAUGGCUCUAUAUAUCGGACCCUUAAUGCUAUCCUCGAUGCUAUCACACUGUUUUGUUGCUAAAUGUACACAACUUAGAGACAACAAUAAGAACACUUUUGAUGUC